This is a messenger RNA of Drosophila subobscura, 855 nucleotides long. It is a transcript of the gene Z600, whose product is annotated as protein Z600. Lineage: Eukaryota; Metazoa; Arthropoda; Insecta; Diptera; Drosophilidae. The coding region runs from base 462 to 707 and encodes 81 amino acids. The transcript has a single exon. The record is from RefSeq and is a predicted model, not a curated record.
GUAACCGUACGGAAUGCGGGUUUCACCUCUGGUCACACCCUGCUGCUAGCUAAAUAUAUUGCACAUUUUGCUAGCAAGUUUGUUUUAUCGAUCUGAGUACUAGGCUUUAAGUCGAGAUAUGUUGAUAAUUGGGAGAUGUACAUACCUGAAAGUUCUCUUGAAAACAUACCGUCUGUGGAUUAUAAGACAGCUCCUAACUCCCUUUGGGCGUAAUUUAAAGAGCGUUAAAAUAGGAUUAGUGGUAAUUUUCAGCGAAAAACUGUACAAUUUGGCAGGUAAUGCCAUAAAACGGCAGAUGUAGGAAAAAGGAAAGGUUUUUCCAUGACGAUAUUUAUGACUGCGUAGACAUUGCACACCAAUCACUGGCAUAUAAAUAGUUGCCUGAGGCUAAUGGAAAUCAGUUGCAUGCCAACAAUUUCAAGCAACGCAAUAUUGCCUUUCCGAAUAUUAAGCCUUAUAUAAUGUCGAGCACCAAGACGGAGACCACCCAAAUUUUGCAACGCCUUAACAGCCUAAGAAUUGUAGAAGCGAGGGACGACAUCAAAAGAGAAUGCUUCUCAUCAUUGGCACCAGCUACUCCCAGCGGCGGGGGACAAGGAAAAUUUCAAACGGAGCCCAAGAAACGACGCAAGAUAAAACUAAAUCGAGUCUACACCUAUGAGACGGAUGCGCACUUUAUCAAGGCUCGCAAGUCUUUAAACUUUUAAUCAAGAAAAAUACAACAAAAUCCUGAUGUAAUCAUUAUAUUGUAAGCAGCACUGAUUUCAAAUCAAAAAUACGUGUUCAGCACAAUUACAAUAAAGAAUAUUUUAAAUAUAACAAGGUUCGCGGCUUUUGUCUGUCAUCGAUAUUUCC